Molecule: messenger RNA, 427 nt
Organism: Hibiscus syriacus
Lineage: Eukaryota; Viridiplantae; Streptophyta; Magnoliopsida; Malvales; Malvaceae
Exons: 3
Coding region: 54-410 (118 amino acids)
Source: RefSeq, a predicted model, not a curated record
GGUUACAUGAUUGUCUAUGUUAUACUGAUUGCAGGGAUUAUAUAGUCAACACUAUGGCAACCAGAACGGCUGUCAGAUACAUUUCUCGUAGGUUCUCGAGUGGAAGUGGGAAGGUACUCAGUGAGGAAGAAAAGGCUGCUGAAAAUGUUUACAUCCAGAAAACUGAACGAGAGAAAUUGGAGAAACUUGCACGCAAGGAACAGAAGCCAAGGGAGAAAUCCGAUUCAGGUUUAGGGGGUACUGCAGCUGAUGCUAAUCUCAGUGGCACUACCUCAACAUCCAGAGCAUCUGCUGAGAAAGCUUCAAGCGAUAAGUUUCGGAAUUAUGUUCUGGCUGGUGUUGCAACCCUCGGUGCCGCUGUGGGAUGGUAUCUCAGUUCUAAAGAUAAGAAACAAGAAGCCAAGGAGUGAGGUUAAUGUGAUCGGAU